AUGAGCUUUAGAGCUUGUAAGCGUUUUUCUUCCCCCCUUUUGCAAGCUUCAAAAUUGUUUCUCUCAUCUUCUUCUCCUGCCCCUCAACUUCAUGUUAGACCUCUUGUUGAUUCCCUCAUUCCUCAAACUCAAGGGUUGAAGAAGAGUUUUGGUUUCCCUAGACCAUACAUGUCAACCAGCUUAGCUUCUUUGGCCAAAGAGGAGGAAGUUGCAAGUAAAGACAUUGAAACACUCAGGGCCGUUGAAGACCAACAUGGGGGAGUCAUUAUAAACAUGGAAGAGUCUAUGGAUUCCUCACUUUUUGCCUCUUUGCUUGAAGCCUCAAUAUCACAAUGGAGGGAUCAGGGGAAGAAGGGCGUGUGGAUGAAGCUGGCAAGAGAACAUUCUAAUCUGGUGGACUCUGCUGUUAAGGCUGGAUUCAGAUUCCACCAUGCUGAACCAGAUUACUUGAUGCUUGUGAAUUGGAUUCCCGACACUCCUGAUACCCUUCCUGCAAAUGCUUCUCACCGCGUGGCUGUUGGUGCUUUUGUCAUGAAUGCCAAUAGGGAGGUGCUUGUGGUUCAGGAGAGCAAUGGUAGGUUUAGUGGCACAGGAUUCUGGAAGUUGCCUACCGGAGGCGUCGAUGAAGGUGAAGAUAUUUGCACUGCAGCAGUAAGAGAAGUAAAAGAAGAAACAGGGAUUGAAACAGAGUUUGUGGAGGUCAUAGCAUUCAAGGAAAGACAUAAAGCUUUCUUCGGCAAAUCAGAGUUGUUCUUUGUUUGCAUGUUGCAACCUCGUUCCUUUAAGAUUGAGAGACAAGUUUCAGAGAUUGAAGCAGCACAGUGGAUGGCGAUUGAGGAUUACAUGGCCCAGCCAUUUGUGAGAGACAACGAACUAUUUGACUUUCUCACCAAAAUUGGGUUAUCAAAAUUUGGUGGUAAAUACACUGGUUUUUCAACCAUUCUAUCUUCAACUUCCUCUUCCAAGAAAUCCUACCUUUACUUUAACAACAAGGAUGCUUCUCCCAUGAUAGCCUCCAAAUUCUAA
Molecule: messenger RNA, 1026 nt
Organism: Sphenostylis stenocarpa
Lineage: Eukaryota; Viridiplantae; Streptophyta; Magnoliopsida; Fabales; Fabaceae
Source: the annotation of a GenBank genome assembly